This is a messenger RNA of Papilio polytes (common Mormon), 1705 nucleotides long. Its product is annotated as esterase B1-like. The record is from RefSeq and is a predicted model, not a curated record. Lineage: Eukaryota; Metazoa; Arthropoda; Insecta; Lepidoptera; Papilionidae. The transcript has 3 exons. The coding region runs from base 36 to 1670 and encodes 544 amino acids.
UUGCUUACAAAUAACAUUUUAGAAGAGCAUUCAAUAUGGUUCAGGUACGAAUUAGUGACGGCAUAUUAGAAGGAGAAGUGAUCAACAAUGAAUAUGGAGGAAAAAUAUUUAGCUUCAAAGGCAUUCCGUAUGCGCAACCUCCGCUGGGAGACCUCAGGUUCAAGGCGCCUUUGCCACCAAAACCUUGGACCGGAGUGCGGGAUGCUAAGAAGUUGGGAAGCCCAUGUCAUCAGUACGAUAUUUUCCAACAAAAGUUCACUCCCGGAAGCGAAGACUGUCUGUACAUCAAUGUGUACUCACCGAACAUAACACCCACCAAACCGCUGCCGGUCAUGCUUUGGGUUCACGGAGGAGGUUUUACUAGCGGAAGCAGUACCGAUCUAUGGUAUGGACCCGAAUACUUAGUAAGACAUGACGUUAUUCUUGUUACGUUUAACUAUAGAAUCGAAGUUCUCGGAUUCCUUUGCCUGGACAUAGAAGACGCACCCGGAAACGCGGGCAUGAAAGAUCAAGUUGCUGCUUUCAGAUGGGUUCAAAAAAAUAUCCGAAACUUUGGGGGAGAUCCUAACAACGUUACAAUUUUCGGAGAAAGUGCCGGAGGGGCUAGUGUAUCCCUUCACCUUUUAUCACCCAUGAGUAAAGGAUUGUUUAAGAGAGCCAUACCACAAAGUGGACACGCUAUUACUUAUUGGGCAACAAGUUUUAUGAUUAAAGAAAGAUCGUUACAAGUAGCUAGGGAACUUGGAUGUAAUUCAAAAGAUGACAAUGAAGUGUGCAAGUUUUUAAAGGCGCAACCUGUUGAAGCACUUGUUAAAAAAUACAUUUCAGUGACGUAUGUGGAAUCAAAUAAAGAAGCUCUAAUGGUGCCCUUCACUAUAACUGCAGAAAAACAAUUUGGAAAUAAUGAAAGGUUCAUGAUCAUCGAGCCCAUCGAAGUAUUGCGUAAUUACGGCAUACAUGAAGGUGUGGAUGUAAUGGAAGGCUACACGGGUGAUGACGGAGUUUUGUUACUAGGAUCUAGUCAAAAUGUUCACAAAAUGUUCGUUGAGGCUAAUAAGUAUCCAGAAUUUUUCGUACCCAAACCCCUUACUAUUCAUUGUCCGCUAGUCGAUCAAAUGGAAAUAGGUAAAAUGAUAAAGAAUUACUAUUUUAAAGAUGAGGACGUUUCUAUGGACAACGUUUUCUCUUUGCAAGAGUAUCUUGGUACAGAAUACUUUAAGUAUCCCACAAUUUUAUUUCAAAAAAUGUGUGCAAAAAGAGGGAAAAACAAGGUUUUCCUUUACACAUUUACUUGCAAGUCUGAAUUAAAUGUUGUCAAACAUGUACUGGGAGUAGCUGAUAUUAUAGGAGAUAGGGAUGUAGCCUGUCAUGCUGAUGAUCUCCCUUAUAUUUUCCCUAUGAAAGUGUUCACCGAAAAUAACCCAAAUAUCGAUAUCUCUCGAGUCAUCCAUUUGAUAGAUCGAGUUACAACACUUUGGACCAAUUUUGCUAAAUACGGUAACCCAACACCUGAUGGAAGUCUCGGCGUUAUUUGGAAACCGUAUUCUUUGGAAGGACAGGACUUUUUGGACAUUGGUAAUAAUUUAGUGGCCGGUACUGCACCCGACAAGGAUGAACUGGAAUUCUGGGAAAGUAUUUUCAAGAAAUAUUGUCCGAAGUUUGCCCCUUGAAGUAACAAAUAUUGAUUUUUUUAAUAAACGUCUUU